AUGCUGCUCGUCGGCUGCCUCCUCGGGCUCGCCACCGGCAUCUGCGUCGCCGCGUUCAAUCUCGGGGUACACGUCAUACAUGAAUGGGCAUGGGCAGGCACUCCCACUGAGGGUGCUGCUUGGCUCCGUCUGCAGAGGCUUUCUGAUACUUGGCAUAGGAUAUUGUUAAUUCCAGUGACUGGUGGAGUAGUUGUGGGUAUGAUGCAUGGAUUAUUGGAGAUUUUUGAACAGAUAAAGCAAUCGUUAUCAUCUCAAAGGGAGGGUAUUGAUUUCAUGGCUGCGAUUUUUCCCACAAUCAAAGCCAUCCAAGCCGCAAUUACUUUAGGGACAGGGUGUUCACUGGGGCCAGAAGGACCCAGUGUUGAUAUUGGUAAAUCGUGCGCAAAUGGGUGUGCUGAAAUGAUGGAGAACAAUAGGGAACGGAGAAUUGCUCUUGUUGCUGCUGGAUCAGCUGCUGGAAUCGCUUCAGGUUUCAAUGCUGCAGUUGCUGGAUGCUUUUUUGCUAUCGAAACAGUAUUAAGGCCACUUCGAGCAGAAAAUUCUCCACCAUUUACUACUGCUAUGAUCAUAUUGGCAUCAGUUAUAUCAUCAACUGUUUCCAAUGUUUUGCUAGGGGAAAAGGCAGCAUUUAUUGUCCCGACGUAUGAACUAAAAUCUGCUGCUGAGCUGCCACUCUACCUUAUUCUGGGCAUGCUUUGUGGUGUUGUGAGUGUGGCAUUCAGGCAGUUGGUUGUUUGGUUCACUAAGGCUUUUGACUUGAUAAGGAAGAAGUUUGGCCUUCCUGCUGUAGUAUGUCCUGCUCUAGGUGGUCUUGGAGCAGGUUUAAUAGCUCUAAGGUAUCCUGGAAUAUUGUAUUGGGGUUUCACCAAUGUCGAUGAGAUUCUACAUACGGGUAAAAGUGCUUCAGCCCCUGGAAUCUGGCUCUUGGCUCAAUUAGCUGCUGCGAAAGUUGUAGCAACGGCACUUUGCAAAGGUUCUGGUCUUGUUGGUGGCCUUUAUGCUCCAAGUUUGAUGAUUGGUGCUGCUGUCGGUGCUGUUUUUGGAGGCUCAGCAGCAGAAUUAAUAAACUCUGCGAUUCCGGGUAACACUGCUGUCGCACAUCCUCAAGCUUAUGCACUGGUGGGAAUGGCUGCUACACUGGCUUCAGUGUGUUCUGUUCCACUGACAUCUGUGCUGCUGCUCUUUGAAUUGACUAAGGAUUACAGAAUUCUACUUCCUCUAAUGGGAGCUGUUGGUUUAGCGAUAUGGGUCCCAUCUGUUGUAAAUCAAUCUGGUAGCAAAGAUACAUUCGAGGCAACAUCACCUCGCCAUGGCUAUUCGUCACUGUUACCUCCCACGGAUAGGAAUGAGACAGAUUGGAGGCGACAAGAUGGAGACGACGUGGAACUCGCAAUUUUAGACGUUGAUCCCUACCACUAUGGUAGUAACAAUGAGGAGAUGCUUCUUGAUGACUUGAAGGUAUCGCAAGCAAUGACAAAGCAUUAUGUGAAGGUCACACCUACAUUCACCAUCGAGGAGACAACAAGGCUUAUGCAAGAGAAGCAGCAAAACUGUGUUGUUGUUGUAGAUAAUGAAGAUUUUCUUGAGGGAAUUGUAACAUUAGGUGACCUUCGUCGAAAAGGAUUUGUGCCAAGUGAAAACUCUGAUAGUACCCAGGCAAAUUCAUCGACCUUGGAUGCAAAUUCUUCUCUUGUGUCAUCAUGCCUCACUCGAGGUUUUCAGUUCCAUGGCAAUGAAAGAGGACUGGUGACCUGCUUUCCAGAUACAGACCUGAGCACUGCCAAGGUUCUUAUGGAAGUUAAAGGGAUUAAACAACUUCCAGUAGUCAAACGUGGUGCUGGCCGUAGAAAUGAUGGGAGGCGUAAGGUCCUUGGCCUUCUUCAUUAUGAUUCAAUAGGAUGGUGCUUAAGGGAAGAGCUUGAGCGGUGGAAGGCACUAUACCAGAGAGAGAAUUUCCAGCAGUCAACAGUUAAUGGGCACUGA
This is a messenger RNA of Miscanthus lutarioriparius, 1983 nucleotides long. Lineage: Eukaryota; Viridiplantae; Streptophyta; Magnoliopsida; Poales; Poaceae. The record is from the annotation of a GenBank genome assembly.